AUGUUUUUUGAAGCUUUCAGGCAGUAUGGCGGGCCAACAUUCUAUGAGGCUGUUCGAAUCCCUUGGGAGGGAGAUUUACUGACCUCUGGGUUGAUAUUUUGUUUCGCGAUUUUGAUUCUUUCAUUCUAUGUCAUUCUUCCAGGAGUUUUCGGUAAAGAGAGGUUGUUCGCAUUUACACGUAUUACAGUGAGUCUGUUCAUUGGUGCUGCCAUACUUGUGUGCAACUUUGCGAUGACUUGGGAAACUGCCAAAACGCAAACAGUGACCAAGUACAGGGCGGGUACGGGACAGGACGCCAAUGUCACUGUCGGGGUCAACAUUGGGUUCAGAGGCAUGAACAUUACUCUAAAAGGCGACAAGGAUCAAAUACAAGGAGAAACAAUCAACUACAACGAAAAUUUCAACUGGGAAGGUCUGCAAGGCAGGCUGGGAUUCGGCCCGUUCGCUGGACAGUUCAACAGACAGUUCCGAGCUGCCCAACUUCGUGGUGUGCCCCUGCCUAUACUGACCGUUGCUGAGUACUUCACCCUUGAUGGUGAAGGCAUCCGAUGGGGCAGAUAUUACAGACUGGCCGGCUGGUACUCACACAUCGCUCUGUGGCUGGCAUUUCCACUUUGGAUAUUAUCCAACAUCCUGUUCUUCAUCCUUCUACGGUAUGGCGCCUACUUCUUGGCCCUAACAGGCUUGUCGAUGAUUACGUCCAAUAUCAUCUGGACAACCCUGAGAAAUCCGUUAGAUCUGAAGAUAAACUUCACUUCUGAAGAUGUCCUUGUGUUUUCGUAUGGUCCAGCAUUUUGGGUUUGUCUCAUAACUGGUAUCAUCUGCGUUGUUCUGGGCAUCGUUGUGUUUUUGAUGGACAAGCUGUUUCCUGCACAAGCCGCUGUCUUCUUCAGUGUAGAUGUUCUUCAGGACUCCGAGAAUAUCGUUGUUGAAGAUGACCUCCAGCCAGACACAACAGACAGAGCGACGAAGGUCAACGAAGAACAUACAGAAAGCAUCACUGUUACUCCCGCACCCCGAGACAGUGACUCCGAGGAUGACGAAGCUGAUGGCGUCUACAUGAAACCACCUCCCCCACGACCUAAAGUAAUUGCCUUUGACAUUGUCCAGCUUCCCACGACCCCUGACGCCGCCAGACCUUACACACUAAGACCGCACCCACUGGAAAGAUCGGUCCGAAGCAGCGAGCACAGAUUUACACGAAGCUGGCAGCGGCCCCGCCGCAGGGACCCACCUCCUAGACCCCCACAUCAGCCUGCGGACGACAUCAGUGUCGAUUACGUCAUUGUCCCAGGAAGACGACCAGAACGUAACGAUUCCUCAGAGAACCUGUUGUCUAGUGGUAGUCAUAGCCAAAAUUCAGUUAUUCGAUACCAGAAUCCAGGAUAUGGCAGUGUUACGUAA
This is a messenger RNA of Candidula unifasciata, 1404 nucleotides long. The record is from the annotation of a GenBank genome assembly. Lineage: Eukaryota; Metazoa; Mollusca; Gastropoda; Stylommatophora; Geomitridae.